AUGCGUCUUUUUUUGGUACUUUGCUGCUCGUUGGCCGCCAUCGCCCAUGCCAAACCACAAGGAUACAAUUAUGGUACUGGCAUCUCAGGCGGCAGUGCUAACGUCGGCCGUUACCAAAGUAGUGGAAACUUCGUUGGUGGACUGAGCGGACUUGGGAGCAUAAGUGGUGCACCCAUUGGAGGUGGCAGCAGCAGCAGUUACGGAGGCUUUGGUAGCGCUAGCAACAGUGCACCAAGCUUUGGUAGCGCCAGCAGCAAUGCACCAAGCUUUGGACACUACCAAAGCGGUAGCAAUGGCAUCAGCAGUGGUGGUGGUUUUGGCAGCGGCAUAAGCGGAGGUUUCAGCAGUAUUGGUGGCAGCUCCUUCAAUGCUGGCUUUGGUGGACGACAACAAUCGGGCGGGUUUGAAGCUCCCCUUGUACACAAACAAUUCAUAACCGUUUCAGCGCCAGAGGAUCAUGAAUCGCUUGAGCAAAGCAAGCAUUUCGUUAUUGGACGCCCACAAAAGAACUAUCGUGUUGUCUUUAUUAAGGCGCCAUCCUCGAGCUCAGCAAAUGUCAAAUUGUCUGCGGAAUAUGCGCCACAAGAAGAAAAGACUGUCAUUUAUGUGUUGUCCAAAAAGGACUCCACACUCGAGGUCAACGAUAUAGCCACACCCGCACCCACAGUGCCCGCCAAACCAGAGGUAUUCUUUAUCAAAUACAAGACCGAAGAAGAGGCGCAUCAUGCACAACAACAAAUUCAAGCCGAGUAUGAUAAAAUCGAAGGCACAUCCGAGCACACCAAUGGCGGCAUUGGCCAACAACAAUCGGUUGUUGGUAUACUGGAUGGUGGCGUUGGUGGCGUUGGUUCAGCCAGUGGCAGCCACGGCGUUGGCGGUGGUAUUGCUGGUAGCAGUUAUGGCUCUGGAAGUGGUGCUGGCAUUGGUGACAUUAGUGGUAGUGGCUUCGUUGGUGCUUCCACUACAAGCAUUGGUGUUAGCCAAAGCGGUUCCGGUUUAAGUGGCGCUAAAUCAUCCACCUACUUGCCACCAUCCAAAGUAGUGUAAAAGGCCAAAAAUUUCGCGUUUUUCAGAUUAUAUUGUUAUGACAAGUGGAUUGUAGAAUAAAAAAUGUAAACA
Rhagoletis zephyria (snowberry fruit fly) is the source of this 1119-nucleotide messenger RNA. It is a transcript of the gene Twdlalpha, whose product is annotated as Tweedlealpha. Lineage: Eukaryota; Metazoa; Arthropoda; Insecta; Diptera; Tephritidae. Gene Ontology annotation, biological process: chitin-based cuticle development. Gene Ontology annotation, cellular component: chitin-based extracellular matrix. Gene Ontology annotation, molecular function: structural constituent of chitin-based larval cuticle. The record is from RefSeq and is a predicted model, not a curated record.